AUGUCAAAAUUAUCUGACCUUCCAUUAACCGAAAGAAAAUUAGUCAAGAGUACCAAAUUUGCAAGGAUAUUUAAUGUCAAUGAUAAGUAUGCCAUUAAAUCAAUAAGCACAGAUUUCAUUGUGGCUCCCCAUAACCACGAAGUUGAAAGAUCGAUCCUAUUGAAACUAAGAAGUGCAAUCGAAGAGUCUUCAAGUAAGGACAAAGGUGCCAUUCAUAUAAUUGGAUUACUGGACUAUGGCCGAAAUGAACAAGAUGAAGAUGAGGUAGAGUUACUAUUCCCAUAUUAUCCAUUUAGUUUAUAUGAAUUGAUGAGAACUCAAUAUAGACAAUCAGGGCAUCAAGAACUUAACAAAAAAUUCAAUCCUUAUUACAAUCUAACGACAGUCACAAAUGAAGAAGAUUUACCAACAAGAACAAAAGAAUUAAUAUAUAAGAAUUAUUUCGAUGUGAAUAAAUAUGCAUACAAAUAUUUUCUUCAAAUUGCUGAAGGUUUGCAAUUCAUACAUCAUAAUGGAAUUAUUCAUAGAGAUAUAAAACCACAAAACAUAAUGGUCGACGUAGAGACCGAUUUAUUGAAGAUCACAGAUUUUGGAAUCUCCUAUGAUACACAGAAUACUAAACAAACGGUCGCAGAAAGUCCAGAACGUAAGAUCACAGAUGUAUCAUCUUCUAUAUACAAAGCUCCUGAGUUAUUAUUAGGUGUGAAGAAUUAUGGAUAUGCUGUAGAUAUAUGGUCUCUACUGAUUUUAGUAUCACAGUGGUUCCAAAAAGAUACCAAAAUGAUAUCAACCACAGGGAGAAUUGUCUCUGAAACUAGAGAUGAUUUUUAUAUUCCUGCUAUAAUUGAUGAUGGUACACAAGAUGGACAAAAUGGAAGUGACAUACGAUUAUUACUCAGUAUAUUUUCUAAAUUUGGAUAUCCCAAGGUUUUAGAUUGGAAAGAAGUUUCUGAAUUUGGUUCGGAGGAUGCAUUCAUAGGGAUGUUUGGGGAGCAAGGUGAUGGCAAAUAUUUCAAAUAUCUACCUGAUGAAGAACAACUUGAGCAAUUAAAGGUAUUAUUACCCAGAUUGAAUGAAAUUAAUGAUGUGACUAUUAGAGACGGAAUCUUAAAUGUUAUGGCGAAAAUGCUGGUGUAUGAUUCUACAAAGAGAAUAUCUAGUGACAAACUUGUCUCUGAAUUGGCAUCCCUUAAAGCAUAA
Maudiozyma barnettii is the source of this 1200-nucleotide messenger RNA. It is a transcript of the gene CAK1, whose product is annotated as cyclin-dependent protein kinase-activating kinase CAK1. The record is from RefSeq and is a predicted model, not a curated record. Lineage: Eukaryota; Fungi; Ascomycota; Saccharomycetes; Saccharomycetales; Saccharomycetaceae. Gene Ontology annotation, biological process: protein phosphorylation; intracellular signal transduction. Bases 1 to 1200 code for a protein of 399 amino acids. Gene Ontology annotation, molecular function: ATP binding; MAP kinase activity. The transcript has a single exon. Gene Ontology annotation, cellular component: cytoplasm; nucleus.